AUUUCGAGUAGAGGAGCUGCGUGGCAGGCCGGUAGCUGGCGGUCUUGUCAGGAGCGACCAUGGAGGCCCUGGCCGAACCGCGGUGGCCUCCGGGGCUGGCGAUGAUGAAGUCUCCAACUUGGUUCUUAAGCUGUGUGGUGACUGUUGAUGUCUUCUACCAAGUGGUAACCAUAUGCCAGAGGAUGGGGUCUGAAGAGCUAGAACACAUGGGAGAAGAAGAGCAGGAACGCAGAGCUAACAGUGUGGCACAGAACCCACAGUGUCAGCUCUCCAGAGCAGCUGGGACAAUAGAUGAUUUGCUUCGCUGUGGAAUUUGCUUUGAGUAUUUCAACAUUGCAGUGAUAAUACCCCAGUGCUCUCACAACUAUUGUUCUCUCUGUAUAAGAAAAUUUUUGUCCUAUAAAACACAGUGUCCAACUUGUUGUGUGACAGUAACAGAACCAGACCUGAGAAACAAUCGCCUUUUAGAUGAACUGGUAAAAAGCAUGAAUUUUGCACGGACUCGCCUGUUGCAGUUUGCUUUAGAGUCACCACCCAUAUCUCCUGUGUCUUCCACUUCAAAGAAAGUUGCUGUUAAAGUACAUAAUACGGAAGCCAUCAAACACCCUGUCAAACAGGGGAACAGGCUAAUGGACAAGUUUCUGGUUAGAGAAACUGGUGAGUGUGUAGCAGAGUUGCUGGGAAAAGAAAACGACAGGAAAUUCAGCCCUCACAAAGAGAUAAGCACCUCUGCUGAGAUUAAAGAGACGAGUCUGGUCGGAAAGGCGGUACUUGGUCCCUCGGAUGCUAAUGGUCCUGUGACACCCUCUACAUCCGCCAUGAAGCUGGACACUAAAGUGUCUUGUCCUGUUUGUGGGGUCAGCAUUCCAGAAAAUCACAUCAAUAAGCAUUUAGACAGCUGCUUGUCACGUGAAGAGAAGAAGGAGAGCCUCAGAAGUUCUGCUCACAAAAGGAAGCCGCUGCCCAAAACUGUGUAUAACUUGCUCUCUGACCGUGAUUUAAAGAAAAAGAUGAAACAGCAUGGAUUAUCUAUUCAAGGGAACAAACAACAGCUUAUUAAAAGGCACCAAGAAUUUGUACACAUGUACAAUGCCCAGUGUGAUGCUUUGCAUCCUAAAUCAGCUGCUGAAAUAGUUCAAGAAGUUGAAAACAUGGAGAAGACCAGGAUGCGCCUUGAAGCCAGUAAACUCAAUGAAAAUGUCAUGGUUUUUACAAAGGACCAAACAGAGAAGGAAAUAGAUGAAAUUCACAGUAAAUAUCGUAAAAAGCAUCAGAAUGCAUUCCAGCUUCUGGUGGAUCAGGCCAAAAAAGGAUACAAGAAAACUGGCAAAAUGUCAAAAGCUACAGUAAUGAGAAAAGAUGUACCUGCAGAGAGGCUUUCGUCUGCAGUCACAGGACAAGAAGAUAAUAUGAACUUCUCGGAUACAGUCUCAGUAACAAACUACUUUCCUCAGUCAGAACUGGACUCCCCAGGGCAGUCAGAGCCCGAGAGACCUGAUGAUUCUUCCAGUUGUACUGAUAUUCUUCUCUCCUCAGAAUCUGAUUCAUGCAAUAGUUCCAGUUCGGACAUCAUAAGAGAUCUUCUGGAGGAAGAGGAAGCCUGGGAAGCAUCUCACAGAAAUGAUCAGAACAGAGGAAAAAACCUACAGCAGAGUCACCGCACUAGAGCUGCUGAAAGUUCUGAGAUUGAACCAAGAAACAAACGGAAUAGGAAUUAGUAUGAGCUUUUGCUAGCUUUUCCAUACAGUGACCAGAAUAUGGUAUUUUUUAUUGCCACAUGAGGUUUCAUAUUUAGCAGUGCCCAGGGAAGAUGUUUAAUUUUAAAUGUAAUAGUUAAUUUAUUUCCAUUCUUCUUUGCCUUUUCAGAAAAAACAACAACAACAAAAGAAAAGUUGUGAAAUGACCCUUGACCCUUCUUGGUCAGUUGCUUCCUUCCUUUAAGACGUUUCUCCCCUAAAAACACAUUUACCAGCUUUGCACAGCUCACACAUUCCUUAGUAUGGGUGUUUGCCUUGGUUUGACUUCUCUAUUUCAGAAUGUUUUAAAGUCAUUUUUUACUUUUUUCCAUUCAGGGGACCAACCCCAGCAACAGCUUCUUUUCGUUGUAACAAUCCAGUAAGAGUGUAUAUGCUUUUGUUAUAAUUUACUUUCUUUAUAUAAGUGCCCAAUGCCAGGCCACCAUCAGAUACUGGUUAGUACUUGAGAUGAAUGUAUUUGUUUGUUAGACACACUUGUGUUUUACAUAUAGAGUAGGUUUAUGAUGUAAAGUCACAGAGUUAGUUUUAUUAUUUUUGAAAAGUCAGGAAAGUUAGUAUUGUAAUUUAAGUAACAAUCACAAUAACUCUAAAGAAUAUGUAUGUUCUUCUGAAAUGGCACUUAAAAAUUAUUACUGUUAGUAUUUUCCCACUGGGGUCAGGCAGAUCUCUAAUACUUUGAAUCCCAGCUAUUAAACAAACAAACAAAAAAUGAAAUAAAUGGAUUUUAUCAAUAAAUACCCAAGUUGUAAUUUCCUUGAAAUAGUGUCUUGUGAGUAUUUGAAUAAAGACUAUAAAUCUUUA
Molecule: messenger RNA, 2558 nt
Organism: Onychomys torridus (southern grasshopper mouse)
Lineage: Eukaryota; Metazoa; Chordata; Mammalia; Rodentia; Cricetidae
Gene: Rad18
Product: RAD18 E3 ubiquitin protein ligase
Exons: 14
Coding region: 60-1718 (552 amino acids)
Biological process (GO): DNA damage tolerance; protein monoubiquitination
Cellular component (GO): Rad6-Rad18 complex; nucleus
Molecular function (GO): single-stranded DNA binding; ubiquitin protein ligase activity
Source: RefSeq, a predicted model, not a curated record